CAUCUCAGCCUCCUGAGUAGUCUUCUGGAACCAGCAGGAGGAAACAUGGGGGAUACUGGCCUGAGAAAGCGGAGAGAGGAUGAGAAGUCGGUCCAGAGCCAAGAGCCCAAGACCACCACUCUCCAAAAGGAGCUGGGCCUCAUCAGUGGCAUCUGCAUCAUCGUGGGCACCAUCAUUGGCUCUGGGAUCUUCAUUUCCCCCAAGUCUGUGCUCAGCAACACGGAAGCUGUGGGGCCCUGCCUCAUCAUAUGGGCGGUUUGCGGGGUCCUCGCGAUGCUGGGCGCCCUGUGCUUUGCGGAACUUGGCACGAUGAUCACCAAGUCAGGGGGCGAGUAUCCCUACCUGAUGGAGGCCUACGGGCCCAUCCCCGCCUACCUCUUCUCCUGGGUCAGCCUGAUGGUCAUGAAGCCCUCGUCCUUCGCCAUCAUCUCCCUCAGCUUCUCCGAGUAUGUGUGCACGCCCUUCUACGUGGGCUGCAGACCCCCUGUCAUUGUUGUGAAAUGCCUGGCCGCUGCCGCCAUCAUGUUCAUCACGAUGGUGAACUCACUGAGCGUGCGGCUGGGAAGCUACGUCCAGAACAUCUUCACCGCGGCCAAGCUGGUGAUCGUAGCCAUCAUCAUCAUCAGCGGGCUCGUGCUCCUGGCCCAAGGAAACACAAAGAAUUUUGAUAAUUCUUUCGAGGGCGCCCAGCUGUCUGUGGGAGCCAUCAGCCUGGCGUUUUACAAUGGACUCUGGGCCUACGAUGGAUGGAAUCAACUCAAUUAUAUCACAGAAGAACUUAGAAACCCUUACAGAAACCUGCCUUUGGCCAUUAUCAUCGGGAUCCCCCUGGUGACGGUGUGCUACAUCCUCAUAAAUGUGUCCUACUUCACCGUGAUGACUGCCACCGAACUCCUGCAGUCCCAGGCCGUGGCCGUGACAUUUGGUGACCGUGUUCUCUAUCCAGCGUCUUGGGUCGUUCCACUUUUUGUGGCAUUUUCAACCAUCGGUGCUGCUAACGGGAGCUGCUUCACAGCGGGCAGACUCAUUUAUGUGGCGGGCCGGGAGGGCCACAUGCUCAAAGUGCUUUCUUACAUCAGCGUCAAGCGCCUCACUCCAGCCCCCGCUAUCAUCUUCCACGGUAUCAUAGCAACGAUUUAUAUCAUCCCUGGUGACAUAAACUCGUUAGUUAAUUAUUUCAGCUUUGCCGCAUGGAUCUUUUAUGGCCUGACGAUUCUAGGACUCAUCGUGAUGAGAUUUACCAGGAAAGAGCUGGAAAGGCCUAUCAAGGUGCCCAUAGUCAUCCCUGUCUUGGUGACAUGCAUCUCUUUGUUUUUGAUUCUGGCUCCAAUCAUCAGCAAGCCCGCAUGGGAGUACCUCUACUGUGUGCUGUUUAUAUUAAGCGGCCUUAUAUUUUACUUCCUGUUUGUCCACUACAAGUUUGGAUGGGCUCAGAAAAUAUCAAAGCCGAUUACCAUGUACCUUCAGAUGCUAAUGGAAGUGGUCCCACCGGAGGAAGACCCUGAGUAACAAGCUCCAUCUCUUGUAGCCAAGUCAAAGCUGAAUUUAUUUUCUUAAGCAGUAUUUGUGGUUAUUUCUUCCUGAUUUUUUUCUUAUGAAUAAAAUAUACUCAGAUGUUUAAAA
This is a messenger RNA of Rhinopithecus roxellana (golden snub-nosed monkey), 1623 nucleotides long. It is a transcript of the gene SLC7A9, whose product is annotated as solute carrier family 7 member 9. Gene Ontology annotation, cellular component: membrane. The record is from RefSeq and is a predicted model, not a curated record. The coding region runs from base 46 to 1509 and encodes 487 amino acids. Gene Ontology annotation, molecular function: L-amino acid transmembrane transporter activity. The transcript is spliced from 13 exons. Lineage: Eukaryota; Metazoa; Chordata; Mammalia; Primates; Cercopithecidae. Gene Ontology annotation, biological process: amino acid transmembrane transport.